AUCAACGACAACACAUACACUGAUAUACAUUGAGCACAAGUAACACAUCAAGCAUAAACGCGUUAAUCACUCGCUUACAGUUCGUCCGCUGCACCCCCAUAGGACCCGCUCACCUCGCGCAGUCACUGGUGUAGGUGCAUAGCGCACUCAGAUAUAGGUUUUGGCAUAGCAGCAGCGUCAAGGGCAGCCGCUCAGACGCUUAGCGAAAAUGAACGGAGACGUGGCGGGCAGCCUCUUCACGUCCACGUACCGCAACGUAAAACUUGCGGGGAAAGCUCCACCUGCAGCUAACCUAUCCGGGACAGGCUCGUGCUUUGACACGACAUCGCUAUCGCCGGCGCGAGCUGGUGCGCAUAAGGCGCUCGAUGUGCAGAAGGAUGAGCUGCCGGUGUGGUCCAAGUCCACAUUGUCCUACAAGUACCCCGCUGGCAGGCCCAACCCCACUGGGUUUCUGAAGAAGGGCGACGGCGAGAUGAUUAAGACGAAGACGGGAGGGUUUGAGGAACGGAAGCCGUCCCCACCUCAAGCGGGCGCGUACAAGCGCCGGGAAAACCCGCCGAACACGGCGUUUCGGCGCUUCUACGAGCGUGGCGACUUGCCCAUCGCUGUGGACCACCGCGGCUCAAAGAACAUGAUUGCGUGGAAGGUGGAUAUUGAGAAGCUGGACUACCACCACUACCUGCCCAUCUUCUUCGACGGCAUCCGCGAGACGCAGGAGCCGUACCGCUUCCUGGCGGUGAAGGGCGUGGAGGACAUGCUGCGCGUGGGUGGGUCCAAAAUCCUGCCCGUCAUCCCGCAGCUCAUCAUCCCCAUCAAGACGGCGCUCAACACGCGCGACCACAGCGUCAUGUGCAUCACGCUGCAGCUCCUACAGAAGCUGGUGCUGUCGGCGGACCUGGUGGGUGAGGCGCUGGUGCCCUACUACCGCCAGAUUCUGCCCAUUUUCAAUCUGUAUAAGAACAAGAACAAGAACCUGGGCGACGGCAUUGACUAUGGCCAGCGCAACUACGACUGCCUGGGGGAGCUCAUUGCGGACACGCUCGCGCUGUUCGAGCAAAAGGGCGGUGACGACGCCUUCAUCAACAUCAAGUACAUGGUGCCCACCUACGAGUCCAGCGUGAACUACGCAUAAAGCCGCCGACAGCCAGUACAGGCGGAGCGGUUCGCGCGGCAGGAGGAGCGGCUAGCUAAAGAGGUCGAAAGUUGCUUUGGGCACUUCAGCUUGGCGGUGCGCAUUGGAUGUGGCCGAUGGGCUACGCACCCCUUGGCUCUGGCGGCAGCGACCGCGUGCGGGGCAGGGGAAUGUCGUGUUUCCUUUAUUGCUAUGCCAGGGUACGUAAAUGGGUGGCAGAGCGCUGACUGAUUCGGUCUUGACGAUGCAUCGUUCGCAUCCUGCAGGUUUCAGCUGACCGUUUACUGACUAACAACAUAGGCAGGCCUUGACAUUACGUGUUCAUUGCAAUGGCAAGGGGGCCAGCUGACACGAGGUACCGCUAGGUACCGCUUUCAUAGAUGUUAGGUUUCCUUCGUAUGCAACUCUGCAGCCAGCCACACAGGGGGGCGGCAAGUCGGAUCUGAGGGCACUGUGGUGUCAAAAGAAGUUAAGAAGAGUAGGUGGGUAGCUUCAGUUGGAGAUGUACAUUGUUGGGCUGAGCCCCCGGAGUGCAGCAAUUCAGGGGGGCUGAAGCCCCCCAAAGUAACACCCCUAUCCGUGUCGUUAACGUAAGUCGAAGCAUGGCUCCGUGGUGGGCCGCGUGCCCACAGCAUGUCAGCCUCUCUCAUGCCUCUCUGAUCUCGGCAGUCAUGCAUGCCAGACGGGCUGUUGUUGGACAUGUUCGUGUGGUUAAGAUCAGACAUCUAAGGAGUCCCGUUGCUCCUUAAGUUCAUGGCAAGACACGGCAAGUCUCCGCGGUCCAACGAUGUACGGUGCGGUAGUU
This is a messenger RNA of Chlamydomonas reinhardtii, 1937 nucleotides long. RefSeq lists its product as uncharacterized. The transcript is spliced from 5 exons. The record is from RefSeq and is a predicted model, not a curated record. Gene Ontology annotation, molecular function: Hsp70 protein binding; Hsp90 protein binding. The coding region runs from base 209 to 1132 and encodes 307 amino acids. Lineage: Eukaryota; Viridiplantae; Chlorophyta; Chlorophyceae; Chlamydomonadales; Chlamydomonadaceae.